AAUGGUAAUAUAUGCAUAAUAUAGUGUAGAGUGGCAUUGCAAAGAGCGCAAAAGGAGGAAAAGGUGGAAAAGGCGGAAAAGGAGGAAAAUUUGGUCAAGGAAAGAAUAAGAAAGCCCCCUAAUCUAGGUCAUUGAAAGCAGGGCUUUAAGUAGUGAAUUUCACAAUAAUAAGUUCCCUGUGGGUCGUAUUCAUAGAUAUUUGAAGUAAAGAGUAUCAGCCAAGAACAGAGUAGGAACAACAUCAGCUGUAUACACAUCAGCAAUUUUAGAGUAUUUGACAGCUGAAGUACUUGAAUUAGCUGGAAAUGCUUCAAAAGACUUUAAAGGUAUUUUAAAUAUGAUUAACUUCUUUUUUAGUGAGAAGAAUCACACCAAGACAUCUUUAGUUAGCAAUUAGAGGUGAUGAGGAACUAGAUAUUCUUAUUAGAGCAACUAUUGCAGGAGGUGGUGUUAUCCCACAUAUUCACAAGGCUCUAUUAGGAAAAUAAACACCAGAAGGAGGAAUUCCAAAGGAAUGAU
Molecule: messenger RNA, 519 nt
Organism: Paramecium pentaurelia
Lineage: Eukaryota; Ciliophora; Oligohymenophorea; Peniculida; Parameciidae
Source: the annotation of a GenBank genome assembly